AUGUCUAGUUACAACAACAUCAACACCAACAAUUCUACUUGUAAUUUGUGCUCCAUCCUUUCUAAGGACAAAUUGAAUGUUGAACGUUUCAUUGCAAGUGAGAGGGAAAUGAUAAUCGUUCUUAGAACUGAUAAGUUUAACGACUUUCACAUGCAAGGGGAGGAAGCAACAAUGAAAGAGAUGCAUGAAAGGCUAACUCAGACUGAGCAAAACAUCCCUAACGAGCCAGGAAAAGAAUAUGAGGAUGUUCUCGUGGUUAGUAAAGGGAAAUCGCUUAAUAGGAUUGGGACUGCUAUUAAGAAGGACAAAAGGAAACAAGUUGCCAAGUAUGAAGCUUCUGAAAAGCAAAAGACUAGACCAAAACCAAAAGUUGUUGAUGAGCACUAUUGUUACACCUGCAACAAGGUUGGUCAUUGGAAAAGUAGUCGUCGCAAGUAUCUGAAGGAUCAAAAUAAGGGAGUUUCUAGUUCAGAUAUGUAUGUUAUAGAAGUUAACUUAGCAACUUCUGCUUCUUGGGUAUUUGAUACCGCUUGUGGUUCACACAUUAUUUGUAAUAUGCAAGGCCUCAAAAGAAGUAGAAUAUUGGGAAAGGGAAAAUUAGAUCUUCGCGUUGGCAAUGGAGCACGAGUUCUAGCUAUAUUGGCACUGUGGGUAUAUAGUCUACUUUUACCUUCAGGAUUAAUUGGUUUUAGAACUUAA
Messenger RNA from Beta vulgaris subsp. vulgaris (sugar beet), 699 nucleotides. RefSeq lists its product as uncharacterized. The record is from RefSeq and is a predicted model, not a curated record. The transcript has a single exon. NCBI's taxonomy places the organism in Eukaryota, Viridiplantae, Streptophyta, Magnoliopsida, Caryophyllales, Amaranthaceae. Bases 1 to 699 code for a protein of 232 amino acids.